Oncorhynchus tshawytscha (Chinook salmon) is the source of this 3228-nucleotide messenger RNA. It is a transcript of the gene cog1, whose product is annotated as component of oligomeric golgi complex 1. Gene Ontology annotation, cellular component: Golgi apparatus; COG complex. The transcript is spliced from 17 exons. The record is from RefSeq and is a predicted model, not a curated record. Gene Ontology annotation, biological process: intra-Golgi vesicle-mediated transport. The coding region runs from base 51 to 3008 and encodes 985 amino acids. NCBI's taxonomy places the organism in Eukaryota, Metazoa, Chordata, Actinopteri, Salmoniformes, Salmonidae.
CCCGACUGACGCACCUGUCGCCGUGGGAGUCACUGUACACACUGAUUUGCAUGGGGCAAGGAUCCUUCAGGUUGGCAUUUCGCUUACAGCGAAGCUCAGCUGCCAUGGCCGUGGUUCCUGCUCAAUCUCUCCGGGUUUCGGAUAUCCGAGACCCGACGGUUCUGUUCGAGCGGUACAACACCGAGGAGAUACGCGGCAUCGAGCGGAAAGUCCGCGGAGAGAUCGAGCACAAGAAGGAGGAACUUCGUCAGAUGGUGGGCGAGCGGUACCGCGAUUUGAUCGACGCCGCCGACACCAUCGGAGAGAUGCGUCAGUGUUCGGAGAGCGUAGUUACGUCCAUCCAGGACAUGCACCGCUAUUGCCACAAGCUGAAACAGGGGAAAAGCGUUCCCCAAAGCAACAGCAAAGAAGAGGUCCAGAGGCAGUCCCAGGAGAAGUUCUACACCAUGGCCUCUCAGAUCAAGCUGCUGCUGGAGAUCCCAGAGAGGAUCUGGAGUUCCAUGGAGGCCUCUCAGUACCUGCAGGCCACACAGCUCUACCUGCUCUGCUGCCACCUGCACAAACAGCUCCACCUGGAGGCUGGAGGACCACAGUACAGCCCCGUCCUCGCCCGCUUCCCCAUCCUGGUCAGGCAGGUGGCUGCUGCUGGACACUUCAGGUCCACCAUUUUGCUGGACAGUAAGUCAGUCCUGCGUGGUCGGGCGGUGUCUGACCAAGCCAUCGCUGAGGCCCUAGUGUCCACCAUGCUCCUCGAGGACAGCUCUCCACGUCAGGCUCUGGCUGACUUCCUCCUGGCUAGGAAGGCCUCUAUCCAACAGCUACUCAACCAGCCACAGCAUGGUGCUGGUAUUAAGGCCCAGGUGUGUAGCCUGGUAGAGCUGCUGGUGACUACUCUGUACCAGGCCUACGCUGUCUUCUACGUAGCCCCAGAAGGGAGUCCCCGGCUGGGGGACGGAGGGCUGAGCUCCGGCCUCCUCUUCACCACUCUGGAGAACGUCACCUCCACCACACCUACAGGUAAAGGGAGGCGUGUCCUUCAGGAGGAGGUGAGUACAGGAAGCUGGUUCAAGUACCUCCCCUCUUCCAUCGCUGAGUUCCAGCCCGCGCUCAGAACCCUGGCUCAGCCAAUCCAGAGAGAGCAGCUCAGAGACACCCUACAGCAGUGGAUCAACACCUGUAAGGAGGACAUCUGUAAUGGUGUCAGCAGUCUACUGGUCUAUGUGAACAGUCUGAAGGGCCUAGCCUCCAUCAGAGAUGCUGUGUGGGACCUCCUAUCCACCGACUCCAUCAGUCAACACUGGAGCUUCAUCUGCCAGCGGCUGUUAGAGCGCCCCCUAGCGCUGUGGGAGGACUUCCUACAGCAGCUCUUCCUCCAACGCCUGCAGGCGAUCACCCAGGAGGGUACAGAGACUAUCUCCACCAGCUGCAGACAGCUCCUCUCCACUGCCCUUCGAGAUCUAGAGGGCCAACCCACCCCUCCAGGCCCCGGUCCACCAGGCUCCAGCCCUCCCCUCCCCAGCCGAGGUGCUCUCUACGAGGCAGACGUGGCCUCCUUCCUGUGGUCCGAGGCCCAGGGGGACCUACUGAGCGACGCGGCCUGGGUCAGUGUAUCCCAACGGGGGCCACAGCAUCGGAGCGGCCUGGCCAUGAAGACUCAGGCCCUGACACCCUGUGUCCAGAUCUUCUGUUCAUCACUGGAUGCUGCUCUCAGAGACAGACUGGAUGACCUGCAGCACUACCUGCCCUCUGAUAACACAGAUCCCCAGGUCCCCUCCGUCUCCUUCACUAUAGGCCUCGGCUCUGGGUCCAGUUCUGGUUCCGGUACCGUCUCAUCCUUCGACCGGUUCACAGACGCCGUGGCGGUCGAGGAGACCCUACGUGAACGCUGUCUGGCAUGCGUACGUGACAUCAUCACCUGCGUGCGCUCUAAACUGGGGGCGGCCUCACCUGUUGGCUCCUCCCCCGGCCCAGCCCGUCUCAGCUCGGUGCUCUUCAUGGCCCGCCUCUGUCAGUCCCUCAGCAAGCUCUGCCCCAACCUCAGGCAGUGCAUCCUGGGUAAACAGGGCUGUGCUGCAGCUGACCCUGUUACCAAGGGAACACCCCGCCAAAGCAGGAAGUUGGGGAAGGCGGCUGCCAAGGCGACAGAGGUUAGCCCCGCCCAGGCCAAGUGGGCGUGUCUCAAAGAGGAGCUUCUGGUUGUCAGUAUGGAAGCAUAUCGGAUAUGGAGCUCCGCCCUCUCUAAGGCGCUGGUGGGUCGGUUUGCGACCUCGCUGCACGCAGAGUCUGCCGGGGCUAUCCUAGCAAACGCCACCAACUGGGAGGAGCUAGAGAUCCAGGAAGAGGCGGAGUCGGGGAGCAGCGUCACCUCCAAGAUCAGACUUCCUGUCCAGGUAAGAGUGAUCGCAGGACUCUCUCUCCUCACUCACACAGCGCAGGACAAGGACUGUCCGUUCCCUAUGACUCAGAACAGGUCUCUACAGCUGUUAUUUGACCUGAGAUAUCUCACUGCUACCCUGGGUACCAAACUAGAGGAUGGCAGGGCCUUCCGCUCUCAACAAGACCCCAGGGUCCAGCAGGUGUGUGAUUCGCUGGAGAGCUACAUUGAUCCCUUUGACCUGGAUGUGUUCAUGCCUCCAUUCAACAGCAACCUCAACCGCCUAUCACAGAGGAGUUCGGUGUUGUUGGGGUUGUUGACGGGGACAGAGAAGCAGUUUGUUUCCCGUGGUAACAGCGCGGCCUCUCAGGAACCAUACAACAUCCUGCCGCUGGCCAGCACCCAGAUCAGGUUUGGGUUGUUACCUCUGAGCAUGACCAACUCCCGUAAAACCAAGUCCUCCACACAGGGAACUGACAUCACACGCCCACUGGCCUCAGCCAUCUCUAAACCCGUCCAUGACGACACCUUCCGCCCUGGCAACCUGUUCAGACAGCUAGCCAAUCAGGAGGAGGAGCCCGUGGCGCCGCCGUCGCUAUUCAAGCUGGGCUGGCUCUCUGGCAUGUCCAAAUAAGGGGCUAUGUCCCUAAUGACACUCUCUAUUCCCACUAUGUAGUGCACUACUUUUGACAAGGACCUAUGGGAACUAUUCCCACUAUAUAGGGAAUAGGAUGCCAUUUAACAUUGAACCCAAAUAAGGAGUGUGACUGUUUGUAUUCUUUAAACACCUUGUACUGUACAGAGACUGUUAGAAGAUACGGAUCAAUAUUACAGUUUGCACAGAUGAUUCAUGA